AUGUAUCUGAACACCGUCCUGGCGGACAUAAAAAAGGAGUCGGCUCCACCCAAGAAGCUGCAUGCGGAGCACCUGUUCAAGCUGAACGAGGCGAUCUUCAAUUUGCCGGAAGAAGAUACAGUCGAAAGUGGCAUGGCCUUGAAGUUGUUCCAGACGGUCGACAAGAUCCGGAAGGCUUACAACGAGAACAAGUUCGACAACGCUGACUCAAACUUUUUCUACGAUUAUUUGGCGCUGCUCGGGACCAUGCAGAACCAGCAUUUCUUCACCCAGAAGCAGACUGAGAAGAUGCUAGAGUGGAUCGCAGAGGUGGUAGAACACCCGACUGGUGGGGCGGCGCCGAAGGGUACGGCGAAGGAGUUUUGUUUAUUUCCAGCGCAGAAUUAUGCUUAA
Molecule: messenger RNA, 393 nt
Organism: Prorocentrum cordatum
Lineage: Eukaryota; Dinophyceae; Prorocentrales; Prorocentraceae
Source: the annotation of a GenBank genome assembly